Messenger RNA from Bipolaris oryzae ATCC 44560, 1227 nucleotides. RefSeq lists its product as uncharacterized. Gene Ontology annotation, cellular component: fungal-type vacuole. Gene Ontology annotation, molecular function: aspartic-type endopeptidase activity. Gene Ontology annotation, biological process: proteolysis. Bases 1 to 1227 code for a protein of 408 amino acids. The record is from RefSeq and is a predicted model, not a curated record. NCBI's taxonomy places the organism in Eukaryota, Fungi, Ascomycota, Dothideomycetes, Pleosporales, Pleosporaceae. The transcript has 3 exons.
AUGCCUGAUUCCAAGAUAGUCUCGCGGGCGCUUCUCGCCGCACUUGCACUCCCCGCCCUCUCCGCCGAGCUUCCCCCAGGCACCAUCGCCGUGCCCAUGAUCCGAGACGCGGAUCUCGCCGCAUACUACGCUGAAUUCCACGUCGGCACGCCUCCGCAGAAGGAAUGGCUCAAAGUCGAUACUGGCAGCCCACGAUACUCCUUUCUUGACCCACGCAACCAAGAAUGUGUCCUAGAUGCAACGGCAUGCAGUACUUAUGGCACUUUUGACAACUUGACCUCUUCAACUUGCCAUUAUGAAGGGCCUGGGUUCUUCGAUGCUCUCUACGCAUCUGGAACUGGCGAUUACCUCAAUGACACCUUGGUCCUGGGCGGCGUCACCCUGCCCAAGAUGUAUUUCGGGUACACGUCCCAGUAUCCAUUCCUCGGACGAGUUCCAAAACCAAUUGGCACUAUUCUGGGCUUGUCUCUUGAAUGUGGAGGGCAGGGACCUGAAUGCAUGGACAAGGGACCAUACCUGCUACCACAGCUGAAGAACGCCUCACUAAUUGACACCAUGGCAACAAGCUUCUACCUUGGGCCGGAUGAAUUCAACGUCACCAAUGCCCAGAUGAUCAUUGGUGGCGCCUACGACAAGGCAAAGGUCGGCGGCGACAUGAUCACGCUGGACAUGGUAGAUCCAUUCUCAUUUGUACUCUCCAGCGGUCAAACUAACAAUGUGAACGUCACUGCACUGGAGGUUGUACUUGACGGCGGCAAUCGCACUUCACAAACCUUUGGAGAAAGUGGUGUUGGUGUCCCCGUCUUGAUCGACACGGGCGUUGCAAGCUGGUACGUGACUAAGACCAUCUUCGGCGCUGUCUCCUACGCAUUUGGCAUCACCGACUCGGCCCCACCUGGAAAACAGGUGGUCCCUGUCGACUGCAUAAACCGGGACCCCAACCAUUCCAAGGGCUACAUCUCGGUCGAAUUCGGCGCUAGUGGCAAGAUUGACGUUCCGCUGCACGAAAUUGUCACUCUGUUUGCUGAUGGCACAUGUGGCAUCUUCAUGCACCCUCGCGAAGAGUCCAUUAGCAUAUUUGGAGACCCAUUUAUGCGUGCAGUUUACACAAUCUUCGACCAGGAGAACAAGACCAUCACAUUCGCCAGAGUAAAGCACACCACUGAGCAAAACAUUGUGCCAUUCCCCAAGGGAGGUUUCAAGGUCGGCUCCAAGGUCACUUCCUAG